GGCGAGCACCGAUGGUCCCGGGAAGUUUUGCAAGAAAAAUGAGUGCACGUGCGACCACGGGGUCGGCUGCGAGGCCGACCGCUGCCCCGAGCACCAGUCGCCCAAAUGCGCCUCUUGCAACGACCAGGCCGGCUACGUGCUUGACGGCGAGGAAGACACGUGCGUGCCAAAAGUUUGCAAAUGUUUGAACGGAGAACCCGCGAAACUUGCCGCCUGCCCGCACAAUAAAGAUCCCAAGUGCGCCAAGUGCGACGCUGGGUUCCACCUCACGCCGGACUUUAAGUGCGAGGAAAAUGCCUGCAAGUGCGACCAUGGCCAGCCCACCAUGGGUUUAACGUGCGAAAAGCAUGGCGCUGUCGAUUGCGAAAGCUGCGACGACGGUUACCACCAGCGCGCACUAGCUCCAGGGCUGCAGGCGGAUAAUUUAUCUAGUGGGGCGGAAAGUAAGCAGUUCGAGUGUGCGCUCAACGAGUGCAAAUGUGCGCAUGGCAAGGCCGCGGUUGGCAAAAAAUGUCCGCAGACGGGGGAGCCGAAGUGCGAAUCUUGCGACGAACAAGCGGGCUUUUCCCUCACCGAGGACUCGCUGUGCGAGAAGCGGAAGUGCCUCUGCGAGCACGGGGAGGCGGCAGUUGGCCAAGCGUGUCCGAAGACGGGCGAUGCGAAAUGCGUGAAGUGCGACAAGGGUUACCUCUUGGACGAGGAGGAUGGUAUCUGCAAGGAACCCGAAUCGAAAACGUUGAGCCUGCAAACCGGAAAAGCCACGUGGAUUGGGUGCUUCAAGGACGACAAGAGCCGCUCCAUGAAGCGGUACAUCGGGAACCAGAUGACCGUGGAGGGCUGCAAAGCCGCCUGCAGUCACUACGACUAUUUCGCAAUUCAGUACGGCACCGAGUGCCGGUGCGCAAACAAGUUCGAGUUUGCGAAAUACGUCGAACAAGGUCCGGACCAGAAAUACGGAAAGGCGAGCACGUUCGACUGCAAGUUGUGUGAGGAAGACAAGGCGCUAAAGCCGUCGGACCCGAAGGCAAAGUGGUGCGGUGGCGGAUGGCGAAACUCCGUGUACGAACACAAACGCGAUGUGGAGUUAUCAAAAGGGAAAAAAACCCCUCCCCAUAUCAAAACGAAAUUUCUGAUGUUGGAUUUGCGUACACAAAUCAGCCUUGUCUUGCAGUAGAGGACUGCAGGCCCAUAUCAUGCCUGCGUGGAGAGGUUUUGGCCUAGGCGCUCAGCAUGACAAAGGUCUAUGCCUUAGGCCCAUCAGCAUCACAAAGCGCCGGAAUAAUCCGGGGGGCCUUCUGGGUUCGCCUUCUUGCAAGGCAGUGGCGAUUUGUGACCACAAAUCACCAUCACAAAUUUCCAAAAGUGUGCCUUUUCAAUAUGGGGAGGGGGAGUUUUUCCUUCUCAUAGGAGUACGUCGGAUGCUACAAGGAUACCGGCGACCGCGCCUUGAAAAUGGUCGGGUGGAGCGAGAUAUCCUGUGCAAAAUUAUCGUACUCGUAUUCUUGCAGUCAUGCAUUACAAAUCUUUUCCUGAAGGUAGAUUCGCAUUACAAAUUUUAUUUCUCAUGCUGAGGAAAUUUGUACUGGAUUUAUACGAGUACGAUACUUUUGCAGUUCAUACGAGACCUUGGAAACGUGCGCGGAUAAGUGUUCGAAAGCGAACUACGACUACUUUGCCCUGCAGUGGGGCACGCAAUGCGGCUGUGGGAAUGGGAUGGACAAGAAAAAACACGGCGACAAGAUCGACGAUGGCAAGUAAAGAUGAUGUGCGAAUUAUAUCGUUGCUUAUUCCUAUUCGCAUAGUGAGCUCGAUGAUAGAGAUAGGGAAAAAAAAAGUGUGACUUUGGUCACAUCGAUCCGUUAGGUUUCCGAUACACUGCUCCACAACACACAAACAACUGUUCUACAACCAUUAGGUGCAACCACAAGGGCGCUCCGGCCUGCAAAGGCGGCGCGAAUUUCAAGUAUUGUGGCGGAGGGUGGAGUAAUGCGGUUUACCAGUACAUCGGUACCGACCAAGAUGCGCCGUUGCCGGCCUGCGAGAAGAAGAACGGCUGGCGGUGCGUGAACGAUAUCGCGGUCAAGUACUUCCAGACUCCCAUGAACUACAAGAAUGCGAUAUGCAAUGUAAAUUUCCUACUCCUGCACAUGUACAAAAUGCAUGACAAAUUUCGCUAACUUGCAGUGUCCAGCUUGUCAUGCUACACUAGGACUGAAGGCAAGUUUUGUCAUGCAGAGACUGCAUUUGUACGUGUACAGGAAAUUUACUGUGGAUAUGCGAUGCGCACGUGCUGGAGCUAUGGUGCGGUGCUCGCAAAGGUGAAUGAGCAAGAGGAAAACGAUAUCCUGAGUAAAAACGUACCCACACCAUAGUUGUCAUGCAACUCUGCAUGCUUAAAAUGUUUCUCAUGCGGAGCCCCAUGAGAAGCAUUUUCUAGUGCGGUUUUGAAAUUUGUCAUGCUCCAAUCAGCACGAGAUACUAGAUCUGUAAUGCUGCUAAACUAGCUCAAACAGCACUACACUACGCGGACAAACUUGUCAUGCCAAACAACCAAAGCUAGCUGAUUUGUCUAGCAGAUUCCCCAUCCUGACUCUGGUGUGGGUACGUUUUUACUCAGGAUAAACGAGGUUUUGCAGUACCUCGUCCCGCGCAAGAGGCGCAACGUCUACAUUGCGGCUUCCGACGUGCAAACGGGGAAGCAGUUCAUCUGGGCCGACGGCGAGGUCGUGCCCGACGACGACCCCGCCUGGAACAAGGGUGAGCCGAACAAUUGGCGCAACAAGGAGGACUGCACCGAGCGCAAGCCGAACGGAAAAUGGAACGACAUCGCGUGCUUCGGCAAGCGCGACUUCGUGUGCUCCAAGCCGCGGGAGGUGGGGAAGUCCAUGCUGGACUUGGAAAAGAAGGAGGUCACGCUCGUCACCGGCAAAGCGACCCACCUGGGCUGCUUUGGAGACGACAAGCAUCGCGCCAUCAAGCGCUACCACGGGCGGGGCCUCACGCUGGCCAGUUGCAAAGCGCAGUGCUCGCACUACGACUACUUCGCAAUACAAGCCAAUCACUUCUGCUUCUGCGCGAACAAGGGGUUUUGGGACACGAGUGUCCCCAAGUACCAGGACGUGCCCCCGACCGAGUGUGCUUUCUGUUGGAAGCCGGUGGGCACCACGCGAGAACGGGACGUCGACCCCGAGCAGGGAUACAAGUGCGGGUCGGGCUGGCGCAACUCCGUGUACCAGCACGAGCCCGACGUGGAGUACGUCGGUUGCUUCCAGGACAAGCCGGCCCGUGCGUUGAAAAUGGUCAGCUGGAACGCGGACUUUGACUACUGCGCGGACCGCUGCGCCAAGACCGGCAGCAAGUUUUUCGCCCUGCAGUGGGGCAACCAGUGCGGGUGCGGGCAGACGGAAGAAGACCACAAGAAGUUUGGCGCGCGGCUGCCGGACGAAAAGUGCCACGUGCCGCACCGGAAGUGCAACCACAAUUCGGACUUCAAGUACUGCGGCGGCGGGUGGACCAACGCCGUGUACAGGUUCAAAGCCAACAAGGACCGCCCGGACGCGGACUAUCCUGUGCAAAAGUAUCGUACUCCUCGUAGUGAAAGUGAUCGCAAUUAUGCAUUACAAAUCUGGUUCCCAAGGCAAAUCAGCAUGACAAAUGGGAAUUUGUUAUGCUGAGCGAAUUUGUAUUGCAAUUCCUACUAGUACGAUACUUUUGCAAUGCAUACGGACAAGUCCGUCACGAUCCCCAGCUGCAAGGACGACUCGGACUGGCGGUGCGCGGGCGACCUCGCCUACAUAUGGGAGUGUCAGAAUCGAAAUUAACAAAAUCGAAAUGAUUUGUCAUGCACAAAAUACAUUCCAGCUCGAACCCAGUUUCUAAGUGGCGCAUGACAAAUUCUGGUGGUGCCUGAAUACAGUUUGUAAUGCUGCUUCGGCAAAGAAGACUGCUUCUCUCAUGCUGCUUUAGCAGCUCGAGCUAUAACCCCAAACAGGCUUACAAUCGGCCUCACUUGCCUGCUCUGCAUCACACACAUUUCGCGUCAUGUAUUUUAUGCAUUACAAAUUUUUCGAUUUUGUCAAUUUCGAUCCUGACAGGAGUUCCAUACUACAAGUACUUUCCGUACACUCUCAACUUCAACCAGGCCAUGGACUACUGCAUGUCCUUCGGGGCGACAGUUGCGACGGUGAAGAGCAAGUGGCAGAACGAGGUGGUCCGUGCGCUCAGUGGGAAGCUGACGCAGCCCUACAUCGGUGCGAACGACAAAAACACGGAGAGGCAGUUCGUCUGGCCCGGGGACGGCUCACUCGUGUCGCAAACGUACAGCAGCUGGAACCGCGGGGAGCCGAACGACUGGAGAAAAUCAGAAGACUGCACCGCGGUCCGGAGAGCCGGCGACGGCCUGACGUGGAACGACUUGACCUGCAACAGCAGGCGAGACUUCGUUUGCAGCAAGCCGAUCGAAACGCCGGAGCCGCCGGUACUCGAGCUCGCGGUCGGGUCGGUCAAGUACCUCGGCUGUUUCAAAGACAACGGCAAGCGGAACCUGAAGCGGUACCAGGGCAACGGGCACACCGUGGAGUCCUGCAAGGUGCAGUGCCAGUCCUACGACCUGUUCGCCGUGCAGAACGGCUCUGAGUGCUUCUGCGGCAACAAGAAUUUCGUGAAGCUGAGGGAAAGACCCGCGUACCCGGAAGCGCCCCUCACCGACUGUCGCGCCUGCAAGGCAAACGACAAAACGUUCUGCGGCGGGGGGUGGCGCAACAGCGUCUAUGAGCACGAACCGAACGUCGAGUUCCUCGGCUGCUUCAAGGACAAGCCAAAGCGCGCCAUGAAAAUGCAGUUUCCCGGCGGCAAAAAUUUGGAGGAGUGCAUGGACAUUUGCAGUUCCUACGAUUACUUCGCGCUGCAGUGGGGCGACCAGUGUGCCUGCGGAAACGGCGAUAUGAAAGACAAAUACGGAAAAGUGAGUAUCCUGAAUAAAAACGUACCCACACCAGAGUUGUAAUGCUGAUUUGCCAAGACAGGAAGAUUUGUAAUGCGCAUCCCCAGGAGAGCCAUUUCCAAUCGUGUUUUGGAAUUUGUAAUGCUGUAAACAGGAUGAGCAGAUGGAUUUCUGAUGCAGCUGCACUUGCUGACCUGCACUACACUGCGGAGUGCAACUUGUCAUGUGUGACUCCCAAAACUCCUAGGUUUGUGUUGCAAAAUCCCCAUCCUGACUCUGGUGUGGGUACGUUUUUACUCAGGAUAGUGAGCGACCAGAAGUGCACGGUGGGGCACAGAAGAUGUAAGGACAACGCGUUUUUCGACCGGUGCGGGGGCGGGUGGACCAACGCCGUGUACAGGUACAAAGACGUCGACCCAGCCAGCGUCGGAGGUCGUCCAGGUGGAAACAACAUGCUGCAAGUUGAGCACCAAGAAACUAUUAGUAUUACUUCUGAACAAGAACAUGAAAAGUUGUCUCAGGAUCCACUUUUGACUUCACUGGACGACGAGGACAAAAGCAAAAGCAUCAGUACUACUGGCCAUCUGCAAGAAGAUCAAGAAGAUCUUCUUCCCGUGGUCGCCCUUGAUGCGGCUCGUCGUGAAGCUACUGCAGCACGCAAUGAAAAAGCGGCUACCGAAGGACCGGCGACAGUCUCCAUGCUGCCGUGCAGCAAGGGCUGGCGCUGCCCUGCGGAUGACGACCAGUUUGCCUACAAAUUCUUCAGCGAGAAGAAGAACUUCAACGACGCCCUGCGGACUUGUUUCCAGUACGGCGGGGGCUCGCUCGCUACCGUUUUGUCGGAAUCCGUGAACCAGAAACUGUCGUACCUGGCCGGCAACAACGGGGCACUGAUCGGCUACAACGACAAGGACCUGGAUAUCCUGAGUAAAAAUGUCCCAACCCCAGAGUUGUCAUGCAGAUUUGCGAUGACAGGAAGACUUGUAAUGCGCAUCUCCAUGAGAGGCAUUACCAGUCGUGUUUUGAAAUUUGUAAUGCUGCAAACAGGAUAAGAAGAUGGAUUUGUGAUGCGGUUUUCCUUGCUAACAUGCACUACGCUACGGACUGCAACUUGUCAUGCGUGGCUCCCAAAACUUCUGGAUUUGUGUAGCUAAGUCCCCAACUUGACCCUGGUGUGGGGACGUUUUUACUCAGGAUACUGGAGGGCGUGUGGCAGUGGGCGGACCGCGGCCUGGCGAACGUGCUGCCGAAAAUCAAGUUCCGGAAACUCCACGACUAUGGAACUGUCAGGAUUGAAAUCGUCAAAGUUGAAAUAGUUUGUCAUGCAUAAGACGAAACGCAGAAAGUGCCUGUCUUGCAGAGUAGGCAAGGGAAGCAGAUUGCAAGCCUGUUUCGGGGUAGAAGUAGAGGUGCUAAAGUAGCAUGACAAAUUGCGUCUUCCUUACCCAAACAGCAUUACAGACUGGAUUUCGGCUCUACUUAAAUUUGCCAUGCGCCACUUGGAAAUUGGGCUUCCAUCCGGUAUCGAUUUUAUGCAUUACAAGUUAUUUGAACUUUGUCGAUUUCAACUCUGACACACCCAUAACGACGACAAGUACUGUAAGAAGGACGGGAAAAACUACCGCAUCGCGCACGACACAGGCACAAACGCCUGGAACAAAAAGGGGAAGCAAGCUCCGUGGAGCUCCCGGCAGCUGUGCGAGAAGGCCUGUGCCGACGACGGACUAUCCACAGAAAAAUAAAAACCCAUCCACAUCCAUUUUCUGCAUGACAAGCACAUGACUUGAUGCGUGUUUUGCAUGCCAAAUUGGAUGUGAAUGGGUUUUUUUCUGUGGAUACGGACGGUGCAACUUCUACCUGUGGCGGUUCGACGCGAAGGCCAAAAAGAAGUACGUGUGUGCGCGGUUCCGCAAGUGCGGCAAGGGCGUCAAGGCGUUCUCGGAUGGUGACGGUGGCAGUAUCUGGGAAAAAGUCACGGCUGUCGAAGGAAACGCCGGGGGCAAAAAAAAUGCGCCGGAGGAAUUUACGAACUGGAAGAAGAGAGAACCGAACAACUGGGGCAAUAGCAAUAGGGAAGACUGCACCGUCCGUAAAAGUGGAGGGAAGUGGAAUGACAUCAACUGCAACGCAAAGCGAAGCUUCAUCUGCUCCAAACCAAACCUGGACGGAACUGCGGAGCAGACGGAACCGUCUGCCAGCAUGUUGCUGCACACCGUGGCGGGCGUGGUGGAGCACAAGGGCUGCUUCAAAGACAACCGGCAGCGGAACUUGAAACGGCAGCUCGGCUCGGGCUUCGAUUUGGUCUCCUGCAAGAUUGCGUGCCAAAACUACAACUUUUUUGCGCUGCAAAACGGCUCGGAAUGCCGGUGCGGGAACCAGGGCUUUGUCGCGCUGCCGACGCAGGGGGACUCGUCGAACCACAAGUACGCACAGGCCCCGGCGUUUGAGUGCAAGCCGUGUGAGCGGAACAAUUUGUACAAGCUAGAAGAAACCGGGUUCUGCGGCGCCGGCUGGCGGAAUUCCGUCUACGAGCACCAGCCAGUGCUGAAGUACGUCGGGUGCUUCCGCGACCGACCGCAGAGGGCCAUGCCGCACUGGCCCAAAGGGGCACACACGGUGGAUUCCUGCAUGGACGCCUGCUUGCAGCACAAAUCCGGCAAAUUCAAGUACUUCGCGUUGCAGUGGGGCAACCAGUGCUUCUGCGCGGAAACUAUGGAGCAAGUGACCAAAUACGGCAAAAAAUUGGACGACAACCAGUGCACGGCUGGCCACCGCAAGUGCAAGGACGGGGCGCUCUUCAAGCGCUGCGGUGGCGGCUGGAGCAAUGCCGUGUACGAAUUUGAGCCGAAAACCGAGGACGAGACCGGCAAGGAGCCACAAAUUCGUCCCUGCAGGAACGGCCUGCAGUGCAUCGACCACACCGCCUACAAAUUUGUGAACAAGAAACUGAACUUCAAGAAAGCCAAUGCGUAUUGUGCGAAGGAAUUCGGCGCCUCGCUCGCGACGAUCGCGACGGAGAAGCAGAAUGAGCUGACGAACCACUUGCUGCACGGCUUUCGGUACAACGAAAGAGCAAAGGUCGCAAUCGGUUUGAACGACAAGCAGAAGGAAAAAAAGCACGUCUGGUUCGAGCACGGGGACGUGGCCGAGUGGAAGAACUGGGAACACAAGGAGCCCAACAACUGGCGCAACGAAGACUGCGCAAUCAAGCAGUACCCGGCCAGCGACGGCAAGUGGUUCGACAUCGGGUGCAACUCCAAGCACCCCUUUCUGUGUUCGAAACCGGAGUGCCCGACUUGCCGGUGCGAAAAGCCAGCCCAGUUGCGGGACUACCACAUCAAGCGCAUUGAGGUUUCGGGAGGGGACUGGACCACCGCGAGCUGCCCCGCGGGCUACAAGAUUAUUGGCGGCGGCUGCAAUUCCGAGAAGCGGCCGUGGAGGCUGCGGUACAACGCACCCGAGGGAGAUCGAGCUUGGAAGUGCGGCGGGCACGGGGGAAAAAAACGCGCGUACGCGAUCUGUGUCAAAGACGAGGAUCUGGAGCUACAGGUCAUCGAAAAGUCCGGCGGAGACUGGACCGUCCUCGAUUGCCCGCGAGGCACCCGGAUGGUAAACGGUGGCUGCGACGCGCACAAGCGUCCGUGGAGAUUUGAAGAUUCCGUUUCCAGCGGUAACGGCUGGAAGUGCGGGGGGCAGGGGGGCGCGAAGAAGGUUUUCGCGAUCUGCACACCGGAACUGGAAAUCCCGAUUGUGAACAUGUUCAACUUGGCCCGUGAUUGGGUCACUGCCACUUGCCCAAAGAGCUACAAGAUGAUCGGUGGUGGUUGUGAUGUGGUAAAACACCCACACAUUUUGCAGAAGCACGGGGUCAAGAACAAAAAUAAAUACCAGUGCGGUGGGCACGGCAGUCAGAAGCGUGCGUAUGCGACAUGUUUGCGAAACGUUGUCGAAGAAGGAUCAAGCUUGCUCAUGAUGCAAGAGCCCGCACAGAAAGCUCUACUAGAUCCGCCGACGGAAGGGACUAAUAUCGAGGGUCGUGCUCGUGGUGCUGCUCUGCACACCCUCACCGACGCAACGAAGCGCCUGCAAGCAGCUGCGCAUGCCAACAACGUGGCGUCGCACGAGUCACACAGCAGUUCGGCUGUUGAGAACGAAGCAACAAGAUCUUCUUCUCAACUCGCUAAUGCUGCCGCGCAAAACUUCCUGCUGGAAAACUCUAGCUAUUCUGCAGCAGCCGGGUCAGGCUCCAGGUCCGGCGUUAGCGUUUCAUCAGAGGUGAUCAAAACAAAAGCCGAGAACGAGGAAACGCUCACUGCAAACCGCGCAAAUCUGCUCUACCGCUAUUUUCUUUUUCGCGAUCUGCAGCAAAAGAAAAAUUACGCGCAGCAACGAUCUGUGGGGUCUUCUUCAACUGCGGCACAUGCAACCUGCCCGAACUGCCCUUCGUGCCCGCCGUUACCUGCGAAAACGAAAUACAACAUCAAAAGAAUCAGUUCGACUGGCGGCGAUUGGCACAAGGUUGAGUGUCCCGCAAACUAUUCCCCGAUCGGAGGGGGCUGUGACAACACACGACCGCCCCACAUCGUGCAAAUGAGCGCGCCAGACGGGCGUGGCUGGAAAUGCGGCGGGCACGGCGGAAAGAAAAAGGUUUGGGUGGUGUGCAUCCCGGAUCACGAACUGAAAGUGAAGAUCGUGUCCCAGCGCGGGGGCGAUUGGUUUCGGAAGCAGUGCCCAAAGAACACAAAAGUGAUAGGCGGCGGAUGCAACAACGAAAAGCGCCCCUGGCGCAUCGAAGAUUCCAUUCCGGAGGAGAACGGGUGGCGGUGCGGAGGCAGCGGCGGAAAGAAGCGAACAUAUGCGAUCUGUACGCCAGAACUCGACCUGCCUGUCACGAUUGUGAACAAAUGGGGCAACGACUGGGCCACGGCUUGGUGUCCGGAAAAGUACACGCUGAUAGGAGGCGGAUGCAACGUGCAGGGGGGAAAGUGGAUCUUUUCCUGGAAUGGGCCCGAUAAUAACCGGAGUGCUUACAAAUGCGGGGGGCAUGGUGGCUGGAAAGAAGCGUACGCGAUCUGCAUGCUGGCAGAAAAAUACUAAUCGAAAUUAUCGGCGAUGAAGAACUGAACAUCUUCCCCCAGCGCAAAUCCAAAUCCAAAUGAAAUAAUUGGAAUUGCGCUGUGAUGGACCUGCUGUAGAGGAGUGUCGGAGUUGCAGAGAGAGGCACAAUGAAUCGGCGUCGCCGAGGUUCCACGAGCAGAUCGAUAAACAUCAUAUGUAGUGAGGUCACCGAACGGUUCUAACCGGGGAGUUUUUUUGACACCCAGCCAGCAAAACGACCGGCAGUUUUCAAGCGGCCGAAAGCGUUUUUUGACAUAAAAAAUUUUCAAUUAUCAAGCGGGCGGGGCUUUGAUAUCAAACAAGCCCGGUCGAAAACUAUCGAUUCGCACUUGAUAAAACGACGCAGGGGAGCCGGCAAAAGGGGCGCCCUUCUGAGGAGCCCACCGCCUUAGUUUCUGGCGAUUUGGGGCGCCCAAAAAGAGGCGCGCAAAAAGCGCGCCCAAAAUCAGAAAAGCGAAACAGCAUGGCACGGCCGCGAUUUCGAAGCAUUUUGGGCGGCCGCGAAAGCGGCCGCCUUUUCGCCGGUUUCAGAGCCUGGGGAGCUUUGCAAAAAGCGCCGGCGUGAAAAAUAAAAACGCAAAAGGGAAAAAGCGCGCCAGACGCGCAAAGCCAACCCGCAUGCUGCGGGCCCGAUUUUUCUUUGCUUUUUGAGCGCCCCCCGUGGCGCCCGGAUCGGCCCCAUAGCAUCGGGGCUCGCUUUCGGAAAGGAAUUUUGGAAAUGUGCCAAUAUUUGUGAUGUUUCUCAAGUGACCGCCAUACCGUGCGGCAUAACGUUACUCACGGCGGUAUGGCGAGCCCAGAAAAAGCAAAGCCGCGGCCAAGGCGGCGGUCGGAAAAAAACGCCCACGAACUCACUACCCCCGCCCCGGCGGCUAUAUUUGGUAAUAUUCUCCUGUAACCAUAAAUAAAUGCAGCGAGUCUCCAGAAUCACACUCCUCAUCUCGACAUACUUUUGCAGCAACCCUAAACGACAUCAACAACUUCAACUACUUACAUCAUUACCUCACAUUUUCAACAUGAACAUUUUCUUUUCCCUUGCUCGUUGGGUGUCUGGUCUUGUCACUCGAUAUUUCGCAUCUUCUUUGAUAUUGGAGUGUAUGAAUCCUCAUUAUCGACACAUAAUAGGUUUCAGGAUGAUGUGUACAUGAUGUUGAUGAAAGAAUGUUCAAGAUGAUGCAAGAAAAUAAAUGAAAAUGGGAAGGACACAC
Amoebophrya sp. A120 is the source of this 11268-nucleotide messenger RNA. The record is from the annotation of a GenBank genome assembly. NCBI's taxonomy places the organism in Eukaryota, Dinophyceae, Syndiniales, Amoebophryaceae.